GACAGAGGCGGCCACCACCAUGUGACGGUGGGGCCGCCGUCUGCGGACAAUAUAUAUAUGUAUGUAUAUAUAUAUGUAUGUAUCUGUUGUAUUGGUAAUUUGGUACUCACUCUCCUACUCUUCCUACUGCACAUUUAUACAAUACACCUUUCCAUCAAACAUACUGCUUUCGCUUUUACUUUAUUGCUUCACUUUCCUUUCCCUAUCCUUGUCUCUCUCUUCUCUCUCUCUUCGGAAAUCAUUCCAAUUCCGCACCGGCUUUUCGGUCUUCAAUGAUUCCAGCCUGUUUAUGUUGAAAUUGUGCCGUUGAAGGCUGAGAUUGAUGUAAGUUUUUGCAGCCCUUUUUUGUGUUUUUGUUCGGUUCGGGAGAUGGAUUCCGGUGUUAUUUCGCAAUCGGAUGAUGAGUUCGAGGAUCUGCAGUCCCGCGGCUUCGAAGACGGUUACAGUUUGAGCGCAGAUGUCAGUGAGUCGGAGAGUUCGACUUCGAGCGUCGCUACAUUUUCUUCUGAUCGUCGACUGGCGUUGGCCAGCACUGCUGCAUCUCUGACGGCUUUGGAUUCUAGUUCGGAGUGUUUUCCGCCGCCGCCGAUCAUGUUGCCGGUAGUUGGAGGCAGGCACGUCGUUUUUCCGGCGGAGAAGAGCGGCAGAGAGAAAUCUGACACGCCUGAAGUAGCCGAGGCAGAAUUGAUGAAGGAACGAUUUGCAAAACUCUUGCUAGGAGAGGACAUGUCCGGUGGAGGAAAAGGAGUAAGCACUGCUCUGGCAAUCUCCAAUGCAAUCACUAACCUUGCAGCUACUGUUUUCGGCGAGCUCUGGAAGUUGGAGCCAUUGGCACCACAGAAAAAGACGAUGUGGCAGCGAGAGAUGGAUUGGCUAUUGUGUGUGAGCGACUCCAUUGUAGAGCUCGUUCCAUCGGUUCAAGAAUUCCCCGGCGGAGGGAGCUUUGAGAUCAUGGUGCCUCACCAGAGAUCCGACUUAUACAUAAACCUUCCAGCCCUGAAAAAACUCGACGGGAUGUUGAUCAGCAUCUUAGAUGGAUUUCGCGACACUGAAUUCUACUACAUCGACCGUGGAAUAGUUGUCGCCAGCGGCGAAAACAUCGAGGCAUAUACAAGUUCACCUUCACGUAGAAGACCAUCAGUAACACUCGAAGAAAAAUGGUGGCUGCCAUUCCCAAAAGUUCCCGCAAACGGUUUAUCCGAGGAGACAAGAAAUCGAUUACAGCACUGCAAAGAAUGUACGCUUCAGAUUUUCAAAGCCGCCGUAGCAAUCAACAGCGGCGUCCUCGCGGAGAUGGAGGUGCCACAACUUUAUCUCGAUAGCUUACCAAAGAGUGAGAAGGCAUGUUUAGGCGAAAUCAUCCACCGUUACAUAACUGCCGAUCAAUUCUCUGUCGAUUGUCUGCUGGAUUGCCUCGACCUUUCAUCAGAGUACAGCACGUUGGAGAUCGCAAAUAGGAUCGAAUCUGCGACACACUUAUGGAGGCUAAAACAUCAAAAAAAGAAGCUCAAUCAUUCGAAAUCGAGCUCUUUUUGGGGAACUGCUGUGAAAGGGCUAUGCAGUGAUUCAGAAAAGAGCAAACUUUUUGCACACAGAGCUGAAACCCUCCUAAAGAGCUUAAAGCAACACUUUCCAGGCCUCCCACAAACAACACUUGACAUGAACAAGAUUCAGUAUAACAAAGAUGUCGGGCAGUCGAUUUUGGAAAGCUAUUCGAGGGUGAUGGAGAGCCUAGCCUUCAACUUGAUGUCGAGGAUCGAUGAUUUGUUAUACGUAGACGAUGCCACGAAACAGCGUCUAAUGGCUGAGUCGAUGUCUGUGCAGCAUCACAGUCGCAGGGCGACAUCAAUGGGCGAGAGCAUUCGCGAUAACGGCCAAGGGGCUUAUGGAUCGUUGAUGGGGUCACCUUUCCGAUAUUCGUCGCCGGUUACUCAGCGGCCUCAGAGGCUCUGCCGAUCGGUAAGCCAACCUGCCUAUCCUCCUCUUGAUGUACAAGUAGAAAAUCUUAGUUUAAGAUAAUUGAAAUAUGGUUGUAAGAAUCAUGGAGAUAUUACUAAAACCAAAAUGUGUAGGUUCGUUGAGAUAUAUAUAUAUAUAUAUAUAUUUCUAUAGUUUGAAUUGAAGAAUGAGGAAAUAUGCUUUUGACAGACAGUGUAGCUUUACUUGCUCUAAUGCCGUUGGAGUUCUGUU
Messenger RNA from Andrographis paniculata, 2190 nucleotides. Its product is annotated as rop guanine nucleotide exchange factor 1-like. The transcript is spliced from 5 exons. Gene Ontology annotation, molecular function: guanyl-nucleotide exchange factor activity. The record is from RefSeq and is a predicted model, not a curated record. Bases 370 to 2019 code for a protein of 549 amino acids. Lineage: Eukaryota; Viridiplantae; Streptophyta; Magnoliopsida; Lamiales; Acanthaceae.